AUGGAAUAAUAAUAAAAUGAAUAGGCUUAAUCAAUAAGAAUAGAAGAACCUGUAUAUAAACUGACCACUAAAUUGAUGAAAACAUGCAAUCCCAAGUAAGAGAGUUUAAGACAUCUAUGACAGGACUUUAGAUAAGAAAUACCUUAAAGACUUCAAAAUCAAAACCAACGAGACACUUGUGAAUUUGAAUAACACUAAAUUGGAUCCCUAAUCUCCCAAAACUAGCAAGGCUUUACAGGAUUUAAACAUCUAUUCCAAUUAAUUGGAAUUGCUGUAAAAUUAAUCCUUUUUAACCUUAGUGAUAAAUCAGAAUUUAAGAAAAACGGAGAAUCCGAAGAGUUAACUGAGAAGAGAUAUUGGCUGCACUACUUCUAAGUUGCCCAAAUUAAAAAGUCUGUGAUAUUAUAAAGAAAUAAAUACAAAAGAGAAGAAUGGAUUGAGAAAUAGUAACGUCCCAAAUCAAUCCAAACUUUAGAUCAAAGCAUGAAUAGCAGUAUUAAUAUAAGUGAAUAUGCUCCUUAUAAAAGUCCAACUGAAAUGAUUGAAAGUUGGAUAGAUACUCAAGUAUAAUCGAGUGAUCGCCAAUUAUUAAAAUUCAACAAACUAUAAUAAGUAAUUAUCUUAGUUAUAAGUAAAAAGAAAAGGAAAGAAUUAGAAGAUUAGACUUAAGAAUAAUAAGAGAAGUAUAAAGAGAAACUUGAGGUAAUAUUGGAGAAGAAGAAAAAGAAUAGAUUAAAAAAUUUAAAUUAAAAAUCUGAAAUCGCAAGAAAAGAUGUGUCUAAAAGCUUAGAAGUUUCCACAAAGAUGAAAACAGUUAUCCAAGAAGAGAAAUAUAAAAAUGCUUAGGUCAAGAAACUAUAGACAGAAUAAAAUAUAGAAAAAGCGUAAUUAAUAUAUCAAUAUACUUAUUAGAUAAAAAAGGGUUGACCAAAUUAAGUAAUCAUAUGUAGAUGUAUUAGAAGAAAAACAAAGGAUAUAUGAAGAAAAGUUAUAGUAAGUCUUGAGAAAAAAAGAUGAAUAGGACUAAUAAUUGAUGCAAAGCAGAUUAAAGGAAAUAUAAACUGAAAGAACUCGUAAAUCAACCAAAAAAAUAAGAAAAUCUGAUGAAUGGUCGUCAAAAUUACCUUUAUUAAUUAGUAGAAGCGAAGCUUAAUUUUAGAAUGUAUAUAACUCAAAUUUAGCUUCAGUUAUAGAAAAAUUUCAUAAUGAAGAGAAAAAGAAAAUUAAAUAUCAUAAAUCUUAAGAAUUAGAAAAAGAACACAUUGAAGAGGUUAAAUAAAAAGAAGAACAAUUUAAAAAACGAUAUUCAGAUAAACUAAAAUUAUUUGAGUAUUUUAUUAUAAUUAUUAAUAAGGGAGAAAAGAUAGAAAAUAGAAGACAAAUUUGCCAAAAAGAAUCAAUACUUAGUUGAGCAUAAAUAAAAAAAAAAAGAAGAAUUGGAUGAGAAAUUUGAUAAAAUUAGAGAAUUGAGUGCUGAAAAUUUGGGAAGAUUCAUACAUAUCAAAUAAGAAUAUAACAAUAAAUGCGAUAAGCAAAUGGAUAGAGAAUAAAAGAAAUUUAAAUAAAAUAUGAGUCUCUUGAAAUAAAGAGAACAGAUAAUUGAGUAGUUACGACAUAAACGAUUCUUGGAAAAGCAUAAACCUUUGACUUUGUCUUAAGACACUACAUCAAAACAUAGCGAUAGUAAACUUCAAGCAUGA
This is a messenger RNA of Paramecium octaurelia, 1700 nucleotides long. NCBI's taxonomy places the organism in Eukaryota, Ciliophora, Oligohymenophorea, Peniculida, Parameciidae. The record is from the annotation of a GenBank genome assembly.